UUUCUGUUUGGCUCCUCUGGUUCUGGAUUUGUGAAGUAUGUUUCCCAGAUUCGGCCAUUGCCAUGAUCUCUCUAGCGACCUCGUCCUUGCUUACAAGAGUUAACUUCCUGCUGCUUUCUUGGGCCAGGAAUGCUGUAACCUGCAAGGGAGAAAAGCAUUCGCUUCGAUUGUCGAAUGGAGAGCAUCAGCGAAGAGGCUUGGUCGUAAUCACUCGUGCUAGUCGGAGGAGUGAUGAUAAGGAACGUAAGGAGGAGGAUGGAAUUGGAACUAGGUCGAUUGGUGUGAGUCCAUCAGGAGGAGACUCGGUUGCAGCGAGGAAGGAGACAGCAAGCGAAGCGAAUGUGUCAGCUGAUGCACCAGCGGAAAUGUCAGUUACGUCAGCAGAUGCGUCAGCGUCGACGGAGAAGGCUGAAAAUGGAACGGCUGACGAGCCUGCUCUGGUCCUCCCAGGGUUCGUGGAGGUUACCUGCCGUAGCGAGGAAACUCCUAACGAAGCGUCGACGGAUCAAGACGGGAAAGAUGAACUGGAAAGGACGACGGCAACUUCAAGGCAGCGCCAUGGUGGUUUCACCAUCCGCGUGGUCUCCUAUAACGUCCUAGCCCAGGCAUCUGUCUCGCGCAAGAAGUUCCCCACCUCUCCUCCCCUUUCUUUGAGAAAGAGCUAUCGCAUCCAUGCCCGCCUCGCGCUCCUCAACUCCUUUGCUGCUGAUUUCAUCUGCGUCCAGGAGAUGGAGUACAAGCACAUAUUUCACACGCCCAUGGCACUAGAGGGGUGGCGUGUGGUGUAUGCCAAGCGGCCAGGGCCACAUGCUGAUGGGAGCGGCAUCUUCUACCGAUCCGAGAGGUUCCGAGUUCUUCGUUCGCGAGUAGUCAAUUUCAAUGACCUCGUUCCUCAAGAUGGAAAAAUGCAUGUUGCUUAUAGGAAGGAUGAGGAACAGCAGCAGCAGCAGGCUCGGCAUCGGCUUGAGAAGCCUCACAUGGAGCACGAUGAUUCGCGGCAUCACAUUCAUCUGCUGGAUGAUCAUCCCAUCUGCAAUGAGACGAGCAGCUCUGGUCAUCACAAGCAUGACACCGCUCAUGAAGACUAUCAUCCUGACCAGCAGGGGCAGCAGCAGCAGCAGCAGGAGGAGGAGGAGGAGGAGGUGCAGCAGCAUCAGCAGCAAGGGAAGGAGCAUCAUCACCACCACCAGCAGCACCAGCAGCAUCAGGAUGAGCAUCAGGAUGAGCAGCCUCACGACAUGUCGGAUCCUCGGGUUCGCUUCAAGCGCGACUGUGUUGCGGUAAUGGCUGCCUUCCAAGAGGUCGAAUCACCAGGCUCUUCCAUCUCAGCUGAAAGCGUUGGGGGGUCUUCUGCAGAGGGCCCAUCUGGUGGAGGUCGCAUUGUCAUUGUGGUCUCAUCACAUAUAUACUGGAAUCCCAAGUGCCCAGACGUGAAGCUAGCUCAGGCCAAGUACCUGCUGCAGGAAGUUGUGCGAUUCCGAUCGGUUGUAGAAUCCCUCCAUCAUCAACAAUGCCACCAGAUGAUAGAGCUAGUCGCUGACUCCCAGCUAAGAGGAGGUGACCUCAAGGUGGAUGCGUCUGGGGCAAAGGAGGACGUUGAGGGGAAGGAGGAGCAAGACCAGAUCCCGGUCGUCAUUUGCGGUGACUUCAACUCGAAGCCUGGAGACCCGGUGUACAGUUACAUUGUUUCGGGCAGCACGAGAGACAAGAGUCGUUCUGGUGAUCGCCUGGCAACCAAUGCUGCCCCCAUUCCACUUGCCAGUCUCAAUGCGGUGGCUAGCAGGGAGAGAUCCAUGUGUUAUGCUGCCCAUCCUGGACAUUCAUCAUUACACGACUUGGCUGAAUGGUCAACUGAUGAGGACGACGCAAAAAAGCUAGAGCCUCCCUUUACUAGCCUCACGGUGGAUUUCAAGGAGACGGUAGACUACAUUUUCGUGUCUAGAGAUUCUAGAGGGUUUUUUGUGCGCUCCACUCUAUGGAUUCCUACCGAUGCAGACUCUCACUUGGCUGGCGGCCUGCCCAACUUUUCUUUCCCUAGCGACCACUUCCCUAUUGGAGGAGAUGUUGUAUUUUUUACUUGAUCCAUGUGUUCGUCUUCUUUAUUAAACUCAGUGCCUGUGC
This is a messenger RNA of Closterium sp. NIES-67, 2121 nucleotides long. The record is from the annotation of a GenBank genome assembly. Lineage: Eukaryota; Viridiplantae; Streptophyta; Zygnematophyceae; Desmidiales; Closteriaceae.